AUGCGGCACUCAAUCCCUAUUCUGGCUGUCCUGGGCCGUGCCUCGGCAUGGAGCUAUUCCCAGACGCUAUCGGCGAACAUCCAAGUCAAUGCGUUCCAAAAAUACCAAGAAAUGAUUGGCGGUGGAUGUUCAGGAGCCUUUGGCUGGGCCUGUCAGCAAUUCCCCACGACCGGCUUGACUCCAGAGAACCAAGAGGAAGUGACAAAAAUUCUCUUCGAUGAGAAUAUCGGUGGACUCUCCAUCGUUCGAAACGAUAUUGGUUCUUCUCUCGGCAGCACAAUCCUGCCAACCUGCCCAGCGACUCCAGCCGGACCCUUCAAUUACCAUUGGGACGGCAGUGAUUCGUGUCAAUUCAACUUGACCAAGACGGCUCUGAAAUACAACCCCGAACUAUAUGUCUAUGCGAAUGCGUGGUCUGCACCGGGAUGCAUGAAGACCGUCGGCACGGAAAACGACGGAGGUCAAAUCUGCGGUGUUCGGGGCACCAACUGCACUCAUGAUUGGCGUCAGGCGUACGCCGAUUAUCUCGUGCAAUACGUCAAGUUCUACAAGGCGGAGGGAAUUGAUAUUAGCCUUCUCGGAGCGUGGAAUGAACCGGAUUUCAACCCGGUGACGUACGAAAGUAUGGAGUCUGACGGCUUCCAGGCGAAGGAUUUCUUAGAGAUUCUGUAUCCAACCGUUAAAAAGGCGUUCCCGAACCUGGACAUCAGUUGUUGCGACGCUACGGGAGCGAGACAAGAAAGAAAUAUCCUGUAUGAAGUGCAGCAAGCAGGUGGUGAAAAUUUGUUUGACGUUGCUACAUGGCACAACUACCAGAGCAGCCCCGAGAGACCGUUCAAUGUUGUAAACAAACCUAACAUUAUGACCGAGUGGGCUGAUGGCUCUGGACCCUGGAACACCACCUGGGAUGUCAGCGGUCAGCUUGCUGAGGGUCUCCAAUGGGCUCUCUAUAUGCACAACGCCUUCACAAACAGCGACACCUCAGGUUACAACCACUGGUGGUGCGCCGGUGGCGGUGCCGACAACGUCCUCAUCUCAAUCACAGGCAACAGCUACGAAGUCUCCUCACGCCUAUGGGCAUUCGCAUCCUACUUCCGAUUUGCACGCCCCGGUUCCGUACGUAUCGGCGCCACCAGCAGUGUGGAGAAUGUCUACGUUUCCGCGUACGAGAAUAAAAACGGCACCGUCUCGAUCCCUGUGAUUAAUGCCGCCCAUUUCCCCUACGAGGUCACCAUUGAUUUGAAGGGACUCAAGGUCGGAAAGAGAGUUAGCACAUUUUUGACAGAUAACAGUCAUAACGUUACCCUCAUGGAUCAGUCCGCGCUUCACGGUUCUGUGCUGCAGGCUACUGUGCCUCCGAGAGCGGUGCAGGUGUUUUGGUUGGAGUAG
Messenger RNA from Talaromyces marneffei, 1389 nucleotides. RefSeq lists its product as uncharacterized. The transcript has 4 exons. NCBI's taxonomy places the organism in Eukaryota, Fungi, Ascomycota, Eurotiomycetes, Eurotiales, Trichocomaceae. Bases 1 to 1389 code for a protein of 462 amino acids. The record is from RefSeq and is a predicted model, not a curated record. Gene Ontology annotation, biological process: sphingolipid metabolic process. Gene Ontology annotation, molecular function: glucosylceramidase activity.